Messenger RNA from Phragmites australis (common reed), 3543 nucleotides. Its product is annotated as zinc protease PQQL-like. The transcript has 21 exons. The record is from RefSeq and is a predicted model, not a curated record. Gene Ontology annotation, molecular function: metal ion binding; metalloendopeptidase activity. The coding region runs from base 115 to 3186 and encodes 1023 amino acids. NCBI's taxonomy places the organism in Eukaryota, Viridiplantae, Streptophyta, Magnoliopsida, Poales, Poaceae. Gene Ontology annotation, biological process: proteolysis.
GUGCGCCACCCCCCGUCCGACGUCACCUCGCUGCCAGUCUGUCACGUGUCGCGGCACGCGCGCUCGCCCGACGUCGGAUCCCCACCACGCCCCUCUCGCCGCGCGGCAGCGGCCAUGGAUCUGCUCCCGCCGCCGACGGACGCGCCGGCUGGCGUCCCCGCCGCGGGGGCUCCCGGCCGGGGACUGCGGCGCGGGGUGGGGUUCCGGUCGCUCAAGCUGGUCAGCGUCGCCAUGGACGAGCCGCUCCCGGCGGACCCCGUCGGCGCCGCUUACGGCCGCCUCGCCAACGGCCUCACCUACUACGUCCGCUCUAACCCCAAGCCCCGCAUGCGCGCCGCGCUCUCGCUCGCCGUCAAGGUCGGGUCGGUGGUGGAGGAGGAGGACGAGCGCGGGGUGGCGCACAUCGUCGAGCACCUCGCUUUCAGCGCCACAUCGCGAUACACCAACCACGACAUCGUCAAGUUCCUCGAGAGCAUCGGGGCCGAGUUCGGCGCCUGCCAGAACGCGCUUACCUCAUCCGACGAGACCAUCUACGAACUGCUCGUGCCAGUCGACAAGCCCGGUCUGCUCUCUCAAGCCAUCUCCAUCCUCGCCGAGUUCAGCUCAGAGGUUCGGGUGUCGGCUGAGGAUCUGGAGAAAGAGAGGGGUGCUGUGCUGGAGGAGUACAGGGGUGGACGCAAUGCCACGGGGCGGAUGCAGGACUCCCACUGGUCACUGUUGUUUGAAGGUUCUAAGUAUGCAGAACGCCUGCCAAUUGGUACUGAGAAGGUGAUACGAACUGUUACACAUGAGACUGUUAAGCGGUUCUAUAAGAAGUGGUACCAUCUAAGCAAUAUGGCUGUCUUUGCAGUGGGAGACUUCCCAGAUACACAGGCUGUCGUUGAGUUGAUAAAGGAGCAUUUUGGGCAGAAAGCCCCAGCUUCCCUCCCUCCACCGGUUAUACCAGAAUUUCCAGUUCCAUCGCAUGAGGAACCUCGCUUUUCAUGCUUUGUGGAAUCCGAAGCUGCAGGGUCAGCUGUCGUUAUCAGCUGCAAGAUGCCUGCUGGUGGAAUUAAAACAGUUAAGGACUACAGGGAUUCACUGGCAGAGUCAAUGUUUCAUUGUGCAAUAAACCAGAGGCUCUUCAAAAUAUCUCGUAGGAAGGAUCCUCCAUACUUCUCUUGUUCUUCAGCUGCAGAUGCUCUCGUCCAUCCAGUAAAGGCUUAUAUUAUGACAUCCAGUUGUCGCGAAAGGGGAACAGUUGAAGCUCUUGAGGCCAUGCUUCUUGAGGUUGCUAGGGUACGGCUCCAUGGAUUUUCUGACCGUGAGAUAUCCAUUGUACGCGCUUUAAUGAUGUCAGAGAUCGAGUCUGCAUAUCUGGAGCGUGAUCAAAUGCAAUCGACCAGCCUGCGGGACGAGUUUCUGCAGCAUUUUCUUCGUGAGGAGCCCGUUGUUGGGAUUGAAUACGAAGCACAGUUGCAGAAGACUCUUCUUCCUUAUAUUUCUUCUGCGGAAGUGGCAAAGUUUGCAGAAAACUUUUCAACAGCAAGCAGCUGUGUUAUCAAGAUAGUCGAACCUCGAGCUCAUGCUUCUUUGGAGGGUCUGAAAGCAGUUGUAUUGAAAGUCAACAGCCUGGAAGAAGAAAAGUCUAUUCCACCAUGGGAUGAAGAGCAAAUCCCAGAAGAAAUUGUUGCCCAAACUCCAGAGCCAGGGAGUGUUAUUGAUAAAGUGGAACACCCAGGCAUAGGUGCCACUGAGAUGAUACUUUCAAAUGGCAUGCGGGUUUGUUACAAGUAUACUGACUUUCUUGAUGAUCAGGUUAUUUUUACUGGGUUUGCCUAUGGUGGUCUGUCUCAAUUGUCUGAAGCCGAGUAUACUUCAUGCUCAAUGGGUUCAACCAUAGCAGGAGAAAUUGGCACUUUUGGCUAUAGACCUUCUGUUUUGAUGGACAUGCUUGCUGGCAAGAGAGCUGAAGUUGGUACAAAAAUUGGGGCCUACAUGAGAACAUUUUCAGGCGAUUGCUCACCUUCAGACCUUGAGACUGCUUUGCAGCUCGUUUAUCAAUUGUUUACAACAAACGUGGAGCCAAGAGAGGAAGAAGUAAAAAUAGUGAUGCAGAUGGCGGAGGAAGCAAUCUAUGCUCAGGAGAGGGAUCCUUACACUGCAUUUGCAAAUCGUGUUCGGGAAAUAAAUUAUGGGAACUCAUACUUUUUUAAGCCAAUUAGAAUAAGUGACUUGAAGAAGGUGGAUCCAAUCAGAGCAUGUGAAUAUUUCAACAAUUGUUUUAAGGAUCCAUCAGCUUUUACUGUUGUAAUAGUUGGAAAAAUAGACCCAGCUAUCUCACUUCCACUGAUUUUACAGUACUUGGGUGGGAUACCUAAGGUACAGGAUAUGGUUCAACCACUUAGUCGUGACGAUCUAAGAGGAUUGCCAUUCAAGUUUCCUGCAACCAUCAUAAGAGAAGUUGUCCACAGCCCUAUGGUUGAAGCGCAGUGCUUUGUGCAACUAGGAUUUCCUGUGCUUCUAAAGAACACAAUGAUGACAGAAGAUAUUCACUAUGUUGGGUUUCUUAGUAAACUUCUGGAAACAAAAAUCAUGCAAGUGCUUCGCUUCAAAUAUGGGCAGAUCUACUCUGUUAAUGUAGCUGUCUUCUUGGGUGGCAACAAACCUUCAAGAACUGGAGAUGUUCGUGGAGACAUAAGUGUGAAUUUCUCAUGUGAUCCAGACAUAUCAUCUAAACUGGUUGAUUUUGUUCUGGAGGAGAUAUCGUACCUACAGGCUGAAGGUCCUUCUGAAGAAGAUGUUUUGACCAUCCUGGAAAUUGAACAAAGAGCUCAUGAAAAUGGAUUACAGGAGAAUUACUUUUGGUUGGAUCGAAUUCUGCGGAGCUAUCAAUCAAGGCUUUUUUCUGGAGAUAUUGGAUCCACCUUUGAGUUCCAGGAGGAGGGGCGUACAAAAGUCAGGGAGGCUUUGACACCGCAGACCAUGCAAUUGGCCUUGCAAAGAGUUCUGCCUUUCCCUUGCAGAAAUCAGUACACCGUGGUUAUUCUUAUGCCGAAGUCAUCCUGUUUGGCAUCGAUGAAGUCAUUGCUUAGUUGGAGCUCCAGCGGCAUUAGCAGAGAUGCCAAGAUUCUUGCUGGCAUAGCUGCCGCACUGGUCUUGGCAGUUAGCUUGUGGAGAUAUUCUCGUAGCGGGCUGCGAUCAUAGUGCCCGAUACAGCUGACCGUUUUUCAGACUUUUAGUGAGAUCCAAAAAUGGAUUGCCAAUCAGGUUAGGAACUGAUAUACAAGCUCGUCAAUAGAUCUUUGUUUCUACCUGAGCACCUACCAGGCAUACUACAACAAUUGUUAGCUAACAGAUUCAUUGCCGCAUGUGGGCGUGUAAGCUUGUAACAACAUUCGUUAUACCUCUGCAUGUGUGCCUGUAAUAGUCGUUGAUGUAUAAUAUUGGCUCUCCUCACUAUUUGAUUCUGUAAACUGAAGUAGGGAACUGUGGUAGAGCGGUAGAAACCCAACAAUGUAGAUUGCAUACUGGUUCCAGUUUUGUGGACAGCUUUGUACUUGC